Molecule: messenger RNA, 5268 nt
Organism: Leucoraja erinaceus (little skate)
Lineage: Eukaryota; Metazoa; Chordata; Chondrichthyes; Rajiformes; Rajidae
Product: transcription factor-like 5 protein
Exons: 6
Coding region: 607-2214 (535 amino acids)
Biological process (GO): spermatogenesis; regulation of DNA-templated transcription
Cellular component (GO): nucleus
Molecular function (GO): DNA-binding transcription factor activity, RNA polymerase II-specific; protein dimerization activity; RNA polymerase II cis-regulatory region sequence-specific DNA binding
Source: RefSeq, a predicted model, not a curated record
CGAGCGGCGGCAGCCGUGUGUAGCGCGUGGGUGGGGCAAUAAAAAGGAGGCAUUUUCCUCUCCACGCCCUAUCCCCCGCGGUUGUGGCGACCAGAGGGUGGGCGCCUGUACAUGGGUUUGCGGCAGCUCGCGGUGCUCUGGGCGUAAAACUUGUGGCCUGGGCAGGAGGGGAGGGUUUAUCCGCCCGCCGUCUUUGCUCCGUGUGUUCACCACCCUUCCCCUCCACUCUCUGAAGAAUUCGGUUUUAUUAAUUUAAAAAAACGAAUCCCAAGUCCCUGAAAAGGUUGAGCAAAGGGUGCAGUGAAUUGCAGGUCGUGCUGCACGGCGAUUGUGUGUGAGACUUCACCAGAGCUUUUGGAGAGGGAAACUUAUCUUUUUUUAAUUAUAGCAAAGAUUUUGUUUCUCUACAUAAGUUUAAAAGACAAGGGAAGUGGGUAACGUGAGUUUUGAGGCGGUUUUGUUCCACUGCGUCUGGUUAGUUUUUGAGGGCAUUCGUUGGCUUAGGUGGGUGAAGGUGGUGCUGUCCAAUUGCACCCUGCCUCUCGGUUUUUGCCAUCUUAAGUCGGAGAAGCGAGGAAGGUGUUUUUUAAUAUUUACUUCUUCUGGAUGAUGCUUUCUUCUGAGGCCACACCAGAGUCGCUCCGUUCCCCAUCUCAUGAAUCCAGGUCCUCGGAGCCAACCCCAACCACUUGUACCUCCGAGUGCCCCUUCACAGAGCCGGGAUUGAACUUCACCAACUCGGAUCUUGGCCUCGUGGACAUGAGCGAGGUUGAAUACACCCAGCUGCAGCACAUUCUAUAUUCGCAUAUGGAGUCCCAGUCGGGGGAAGGCGAAUUGGAGACUCGUCUGAAUUCUACAUUGUACCAGUCUGCCAAUCCUACCAACCAGGCUGCAUUUUCAACAGCCAACUCAUCUAACCAGGUUCCCUACUCAACAGCCAACUCUGCCAAUCAAAAUCUGUACCCUGUUACCAGUACUACGAACCCCACUUCAGAAUCUCACUAUGUAGGUAACAACCAGUGUUUAGGGCACAUUGAUUUCCAAGAGUUAAAAAUGAUGCUUUUGAAUGACCCUCCACUACCUAUUAACAGCACUAAUAAUUUGCAAAAUUUGGAGAAAUUCUCCCAAAAUUCUUCUGCAGAAACCACCCGACCUAAUGGACUAACGCUGAAAAAUAGAGAGACAAUGGGUACUUCCGAUAAGGAGAAGAUUUCGGGGGACAGCUCAAUGGCGGGACAAGAAUCAAGAUGUAAAACUGGACCCAGAGUACGUCUUGAAGACAGAUUUAAUGCAGUCCAAAAUGAAAACCAGGAACGACAGGAGUUGCAGGAUUCAGGAGUUACUUUUAACAAUUUGGUUGCUUUGAUCCGGCAUCCUUCAGAGUUGAUGGGGAUACCUCUCCAUCCACAGCAAAACAAAUGUACUACUUUAGUCAAAAGCAAGACUGGGACUUCUGCUCUGCAAUUUGCUUACCCUUUAUACACACCAAACACUUGUACACCAACUGGCAGUACUACCUCUGGUCAAACUCAGGGCACAGGAAGCCAAGCAAAUGUGCUAGAAUCUGCCAGCGCACAGGAGCUUACCCUGCCCAGAGCAUUCUCUUUAUGUUUCCAGCAGGAACUCCAAUCAGCAAGGCAGGCAUUGAGUAAUUGCAACAGAAACAAAUCUUUACCUGAGCAAGUCUGGAUUAAGGUAGAAGAUGAAACUCUACGUAAACAAGUAGUGAACAAACGAUGUCGUAGUCGCACACGGCAAGCCAAUGUAGAAACAGAACACAAAGUUCUUAGUGACCUUACUAACAUGACAGAGAAUCAAAAUGCAAAUAUUGCCCAAGGUGGGCAGUGGCAAACGACACAUCCCACCACCCCUGGCCCCACGCAUGGGAACCAACAAGAACUGAAUUGCCAGCGUAGAGAGAGACACAACCGAAUGGAGAGAGAUCGCAGGCGCAGGAUCCGUAUAUGUUGUGACGAGUUGAAUUAUCUUGUUCCAUUCUGCAAUUCUGAGACUGAUAAGGCUACGACGUUACAAUGGACUACUGCUUUUCUCAAGUAUAUUCAGGAAAAACAUGGUGAUACACUAAAAAAGGAAUUUGAGAGUGUUUUCUGUGGGAAAACUGGCCGAAGAUUGAAACAACCAAGAAUAGAAGCACCAGUAGAUCACACUGUAACUACGAGUGUACACAAUCAUGGUGUGAUGGAAAGUAAAUGAACUCCAGAAUGAGUGAAGUUACAGUUCCAAGAGAGGUACAAAGUUAAAUGUAUCUCCCUGAUUCACUAUAUCGAAAGUCAGAAUCAGGAAAUGGAAAAGGGUAGCGAAACAGAGCAAUAAACUACUUGUCAUUCCAGCAUAGUGGUUAGGUGGUAUUAUCACUGGCAAUGUUCAGAACUCUAAACUUGCACUGUGAAAUCAAAGAUGGUGGCAGAAAAUUUGAGUCCACCAUGAUUUGUGCCAUAUAACUCUAUUUCCGUAAUCCCUAGAGGUCCAGGUAUUUUACUUAGCUGUCCAUUAUUUUUAUUUGUACUUUUAUUUCUCAUUAUUUUUCCCGAGGGAACAUUUCAAAAUAUGAACAGGCAUAUAGAUGAAUGCUGUUCUUUGAUCUUUAUGUCCAGAUAUAUGAUGAAUAAUCAGUCAUCAAUGAUGUUUACAUUUGGCUGAGUUAAAGCUCAAAAAUAUUAUCAUGGCUAUCAGGCCACCCAUGUAAACCUUUCAAAAUAUUUUAAUAUGCGCUAUAAAUUAUAUAAAUGUUUUAAUAUACAUAUUUAAAAAUCACGGUUGAUUCAUAUUUUCCCUACCUGUCUUUGAUAUUUAAAUUGAAUGCAGUUGGAGCAGUGGUGUUGACCAAUCACAGCAUUGGUAUGAUGCCUGAACAUUGUAUAAAUUAAUUUUUGUUAGCUGGAAAAUGUUGACAACAGCAACAUUAACACACUGAACAACUCUACACCCAAAUGCUGCUAAUAAAAUGAAAAUGCAGUUAAAGAGACAGUAUCCAUUUAAUUAUAAAUGAUGAAACAUCCACAACUACAAAGGUACUUGGUGAAGGCUCAGAGUAAGAGUGCAUAAAUGUGUAUGUUUUAUCAUACUGAAGUGUUUUUAUCACAGUAUGAACAGUUUAGGAAAAGAAAAACUUAUUUUCACAAGACUGAAGCACUUUAAUAAAGCAUGCUAAUAGGGUUGUUAUGUUUUAUAUGCCAUCCAGUGUGUGGCAAAAAGAGGAUGCUGUCCCUUUACUGGAAACUGAUAGUUAACUACUAUAUAAGCUUUAACAUUUUGCAAUAUAUUUAAGGUACAAGAUAUUUAUAAUCUUUAGCAAUACAAAAUGAUUUCUUACUCUAUAAAGAGGUUUUAUUCAUUAAAUGGAUCUGUUUGGUUUUAUUUCAAUGACCUGUUAAUUGUUGAUAGUGCUAUUAAUAUUUAAAAUAAAGGAUGACCAAAUACUUAAAAAUAAAUUUGUUGCAUAAAUUAAUAAACCUUACAUUCAACUAUAUGAUUUAAGUAUAUUUCAUAUAUUAGUUAAACUGGAUAGCUUUUAGUUAAUAUGUUCAAAAUAAAUAUAAACAGUAAUCCUUGAAGGGUUUUCUGUCAACUUAGCAGUGUGUAAAUAACAAAGCAAGUAUAUUAAUGAAAGAUGUUUCACAGUAUAUUAAAGAUUUCUGAUUUAAAAAAAGAUCUAUCACUAUCAUUAAAUUUAAAAACAAAUUUGUAUUUAUCUUUGAGCUAAUAAAGGUAUUCAUCCAAUUUGUAUUUGUUGAAUUUCUUUAGAUUGUAAAAUGUAAAAAAAAUCUGUGUCAAAAGAUUUAUACCAAUUAUUGUAAUACAGUAAAACUUUGAUAAUCUUCUGUUCGACAAUUGAAAACCCCGAUGAUUUGGUAUCUGGCUUACUGAGUGUUGAUAUCAUUGUUCUAUUUCACAUACUGGGUGCCGAUACCCAUGCUUUCAAUCACUCGUGCCCUUGUUCCUGCACUGCCUUUUACACACCUGUACUCAGUACACUCAUUCAGAUUCACAUGCUGUCCACUCGGUUCCCAUGCUCCAUUUCACACAUGCCCAGUCCCAACACAGAACCUGGUUCUUGUACACCCAUUUAUGUAUCAGACCUCAUAAAGCAUUCUCUUUAAACUUAGCAGGUACACCGGAUAGAUUAUUAUUUUAUAUUAUAACUAGAAAAAACAAUGAAAAAUAUCCAGCAGUUAGGUAAAUCUGCUAGACUGGUUUUACUAUGAAUAAAUUGAGUCCAAUUACAGCACACUAUAAUUACCAGAUUUUACCGCCUUUAAAUAUAACAAAAUUACCCUCUUAAAUCUUCUGAGAAAGAACAUUUCUGAAAUACUGGACGGUUUGCCAGCAGUUCAUUAUUAAAUGAGUUACUAUUUCCAAACAACAUGUUAUCAGAGAUAAUAUUAGGUGAGAAAAUUGGGCACGGAAUAGAUUAGCGAGAGAUCUCUGGUGGUAAUACUGCAGAUAUUGGAAGAGAAACCAUUUCUAGAGGUUUUUGGACAAAAUCGAAAUAGAUAUGCAUGGAAAGGAAAUGGGUUUGUUCUACUGAACAAGAACAUAAAGGUGUAGGUUGAAAGAUGUGAUGUGAUUGGUGGAUUGUCCCAGUGGCUACAGAGAUGUCAAGAAAGGAUAAUGUAAUAAAGUCACAGUUGCUAAAUUGGAGACACAAGAGACUGAAAUUGCUGUAAUCUGGAGUAACACACAAUCUAUGGGUCAAACAAUCCAUGGAACUCAGUGGAUCAAGCAAUAUAUUUGGAGGGAAAUGGACAGUUGAGAUUUUGGGCGGGGACCCUCCAUCUGGAUUGAAAGAGUAGAGGAGAAAUAGUCAAUGUAAAGAGAGGGAUUGGGGGACUGCCUGCCUGCUCUUACCCCACUCCUGCCCCCUCAUCCUUUUAUACUGGCGAUCUCUAUUCUACUCUCAGUCCAGAGGAAGUGUCCCAACAGGAUGUGUUGCGUGUCCAUUUCCCCCCACAAAUGCUGCUCAACCCACUGAGUUUCCUCAGCAGAUUGACUGUUAUUAAAGGUAUUAAAGGAUGCUGCUCAUUGCCUUGAGCUAUCUGGUACUGGAGUAAAAGCAACAUUAGAGAAACUAGUGUGUAAGAAGGAAUUGCAGAUGCUGGUUUAAUCCAAAGAUAGACACAAAAAGCUGGAGUAACUCAGCGGGACAAGUAGCAUCUCUGGAGAGGAAUGGGUGACGUAUUGUAUUGUAUUCAAAUUUAUUGUUAUUGUCUCAAUUAGAGACAACAAAAUGAAUUUCCCUUUACAGUC